This is a messenger RNA of Catharus ustulatus (Swainson's thrush), 2021 nucleotides long. It is a transcript of the gene NRGN, whose product is annotated as neurogranin. The transcript has 3 exons. NCBI's taxonomy places the organism in Eukaryota, Metazoa, Chordata, Aves, Passeriformes, Turdidae. Gene Ontology annotation, molecular function: calmodulin binding. The record is from RefSeq and is a predicted model, not a curated record. The coding region runs from base 191 to 412 and encodes 73 amino acids.
AAUAAGGCACCCCUCCUUCCCCCCCAAAAGCCUGGCAGGGGUGUCGGGCUGAUAGGCUCGCCCGGAGGAAAGCGCAUUACGUAGGCAAGCGGCUCCGCUCAACUUGCCACCUGCGCCGGGAGAGCUGCCGGGGAAGCGAGAUCCUGCCGGAGCCCCUCGCCCGCCGCUGGCCGCCCACCCGCCCUCCGCCAUGGACUGCUGCAAUGAGGGAGCCUGCACAAAGCUGGACGAGGACAUCCUGGACAUCCCUUUGGACGAUCCUGAUGCCAACGCGGCAGCUGCCAAGAUCCAGGCUAGUUUCCGUGGCCAUAUGACCCGCAAGAAGAUCAAAGGGGGCGAGAUUGAUCGGAAAACCAAGGACGCCGAGUGCGCCAACAGCACCCGUGGCGGCGACCUCCGCAACGGCGACUAGGGGCCACCAGCUGCUCACCGGAACCCCCUCGCCACCGACCCCCUCCCGCCGCCGCCCGCCGAGGCCCAGGAGCCCCCGCUUCACCCCCUGCCCCCCGCAUGCAUCCCCCGGGGUCCCCCCACAGCCAGGCCCUGCCCCUGUCCCUGGCUGCCCCUUCCCACCCCACACACCCCCCACCCCAAUAAACGCCCCUGCCAGAGCCCCGGCCUGUCCUCGGUGCCUUUGGAUGUCACCGGCAGAGCGGUGAGGUCACAGCGGGCAGGGCUGGGUGGGGGUGUGGGGCAGGUGGGGUCCAGCAGUGAUCUCCCAUGUGUAGGGUGACAUGAUACAGGCACGUGUGACAUCACUGCCAGGCGUGUGACAGCUGGUGUGACAUCACUGGUGCACAGGGUGUGGCGUGACAUCACUUGUGGGCAGGAGAUGACUUGUGAGGUGCUGGCAUGAGAUGGGUGGUGAUGUCACUGCUGGACAGGUGAUGGCUGCUGUGACACCAUACAGGUGUGUGUGACAUCACUGCUGGGUGUGUGACACCAUACAGGUGUGUGUGACGUCACUGCUGGGUGUGUGACACCAUACAGGUGUGUGUGAUGUCACUGCUGGGUGUGUGACACCAUACGGGUGUGUGUGACGUCACUGCUGGGUGUGUGACACCAUACAGGUGUGUGUGAUGUCACUGCUGGGUGUGUGACACCAUACAGGUGUGUGUGACAUCACUGCUGGGUGUGUGACACCAUACAGGUGUGUGUGAUGUCACUGCUGGGUGUGUGACACCAUACAGGUGUGUGUGAUGUCACUGCUGGGUGUGUGACACCAUACAGGUGUGUGUGAUGUCACUGCUGGGUGUGUGACACCAUACAGGUGUGUGUGAUGUCACUGCUGGGUGUGUGACACCAUACAGGUGUGUGUGACAUCACUGCUGGGUGUGUGACACCAUACAGGUGUGAGUGAUGGCUGUAGUGACAUCAUUCCACUGUUAGGUGUGACUGUGGGUGUGACAUCAUACAAGCACGUGUCACGUCAUCACUGCUGUGUGAUGGUGAGUGUGACAUCAUGCAGGAACAUGUGACGUCCCUGAUGGACAUGUGACAUGCCUGUAUGGCAUCAUGCAGGCAUCAGUCGGAUGCUGUGAUGUCACACUCUCAUUGUGACAUCAUACUUCCUGACACAGGGUGUGACAUCACAGUCACGGGGUGUGACAACACGGGCAUCAUGAUGUCACCUCACCCUGAGGACCUUGGCUGGUGCCCUGUGACAUCACCCUGCCCUAUGGCAUCACCCAGAAGGUCGUGGGACAUCCCUCCCCACCUCAAAAUCCGCACAAACUCACCCAAAGCGCCAGUGCUGGGCAGCGCAGCAGCUUUUAAUCAGAAAACCCCUAAAAAAAGUGUGUGUGUGUGGCCACGUCACCCACCCUCCCACCUUUAAUGCUCUUUUAUGAAAAAUCCCUCAUUUCACCGGAUAUAUAGAUAUAGAAAAAAAAACAUAUUAAGAAGGGGACCCCCCUGAGGCAGAACUGGGGCUGGUUUGGGGGGUGAUAUUUAUGGGGAGACUUGGUCCCUCCAAACCCAGAGAGCCCCUGCACCCAUUAAACACGCCCACGAUGAGUCCA